Drosophila miranda is the source of this 1769-nucleotide messenger RNA. RefSeq names its product adenylate cyclase, terminal-differentiation specific-like. Lineage: Eukaryota; Metazoa; Arthropoda; Insecta; Diptera; Drosophilidae. The record is from RefSeq and is a predicted model, not a curated record. The coding region runs from base 174 to 1523 and encodes 449 amino acids. The transcript has 3 exons.
AGUAGUCCCUGGACCUUAGAACGUUUUGUUUGGCCUCAGUCUCAAUAUCAGUUUUGGUUUCACUUGCUUUACAUCAAUGCAAUACUUGAAUAAGGCAAAUUUAUAACAAAUUUUCGGAACUAUUUUUUUUUAAGCAAUUUUAGUUUUCGUUUUGGAAUUUUGUCGCCCCUAACAUGAGUACCUCAAUGUCGUGUGUGCAACUAGAGAAUUUGAAGCGAGUCACCAAAUUAAUUGAAGAGUACGAGCAACUCAUCUCGAAGCAGACGUCAAUGCCAUCGGGAGUGCCUAACCCGAAGGCCAAGGUGGUGCUGAUGGACCCGAUGCAAGAGACAUUGGCCAUGGGAGAUGGCAGCGAAAUCAAGGAAGUGCAAGAAUCAGAUGUGCCGAAGCUGGAGGAGCUGGCGAAAAAACAGGAGCACCACCAGAAGCACCAGCAGGAGCACCAGAAGGAGCACCAGAAGGAGCAACAGCAGGAGCAACAGCAGGAGCACCAGAAGGAGCUACAACAGAAGCAACUGCAGGACCAACUGCACGACCAACUGCACGACAAACUGCAAGAGCAACAGCAGGAGUACCCGCAGGAGAAUCAGAAGGAGCUCCAGCAGGAGCACCAGAAGGAGCACCAGCUGGAGCACCAGAAGGAGCAACAGCAGGAGCACCAGAAGGAGCAACAGCAGGAGCAACCGCAGGAGCACCAGAAGAAGCAACAGCAGGAGUGCCAGCAGGAGAAUCAGCAGGGGAAUCAGAAGGAGCACCAGCAGGAGCACCAACAAAAGCAAGAACAGGAGCACCAGCAGGAGUACCAGCAGGAAAAUCAGAAGGAGCACCAGCAGGAGCACCAGAAGGAGCAACAGCAGGAGCAACUGCAAGACCAACUGAAGGACCAACUGCAGGAGCAACAGCAGGAGUACCAGCAGGAGAAUCAGAAGGAGCACCAGCAGCAGCACCAACAAAAGCAAGAACAGGAGCACCAGCAGGAGUACCAGCAGGAGCACCAGAAGGAGCAACAGCAGGAGCAAUUGCAAGACCAACUGCAGGACCAACUGCAGGACCAACUGCAGAACCAACUGCAGGAGCAACAGCAGGAGUACCAGCAGGAGAAUCAGAAGGAGCAACAGCAGGAGUACCAGCAGGAGAAUCAGAAGGAGCACCAGCAGCAGCACCACCAGAAGCAAGAGCAGGAAGCACCGAUUUUGGACGCAGAAGACGAUGUGAUGGAACUUGUGGAAGUAAAACUGGAGAGCCAGGUGGAGAAGAAAAAACUCUUUUGCCUGCACACUCUUUGCAUUCGUUUGUGUGAUGUCCUGCUCAGUGCGCUUAGCUUAUUUGUCGUGUACCCGUUUAACGUCAUAUUUCCAUGGAAAUUGUCAAGAAAUCACAACCAUCAGCAAACAGGCCAAACUACUGAAGAAAUGGAAGAUUCCAUGAGGGAAAACAUCGUAUCCGGAGAGCGAUUAAAUGCGAUUGAACGAUCCGAAAACUCAUUCGAAAACAGCGAAGCAGGACCCGAUGAAUCCAAUUAGCAGAGACAUCUACCACUAUGAAGAGCACAGGACUUUAACUAUUGCACAGACCAUAACCGCGGCCCACCCUUAUCCCGAUGCUGCUGAAAUCGAACCUUGAAAUAGAAAUGCAGGGAGUGCAUCUGACCCCAGACCUAGCUGUAACCCCAAAUCAAGAUUGUGAAUGGAACUAAAAACGGCAGCGUAUCCUUCUGUUUUCCAAAUUUUUGUAAAUUUUUAACAUGUUUUAAAAAAAAAUUAAAAUAU